AUGCGCACCGUUGUCUGCCACGGAAGCCCAUACGAUGCCUCCAAAGAGAUUCAUGGAAGCUUAGACUUCUACAAGACUCUGCUGAAGCAGAAGUCGUCCAUGUCUUGGGCUGAAGUAUGCCGAACAGCGCUCAAGUUCCAGCCUCUACUGGAGACGACAUUUCCAAACUAUAUGCAAGAGAUACGAGGUGAGAUAUUCGUUUUAUCGCUGACAUAUUACUAUAUCAGCAUGUUGGCCUGGUCUGGCUGGCACCUCUGUUACACCGGUUCCAAGUUCUGCUCUGGAGCUGGUGUUGACGUGAAAUCAGUACUGGCGUUGAAUGUGCGUACCGAGAUUGCAUAUGGCAUGUUUGAUGAUGGAUGCACAGCCUUCUCAUGGAGGAAUCCAAGCGCAAGCUUCCUUGCACAGAACUGGGAUUGGGAAGAUGACCAGGCGCCAAAUCUCAUCUCGUUGCACAUCGCACCCCUAGAUACGUCAAAGCCAACUAUCCAUAUGGUCACCGAGGCUGGCAUUAUUGGCAAGGUUGGCCUCAACUCCAAAGGCGUCGGAGUUACCCUUAACGCCAUCAAGGCAGAAGGCGUAGACUUCACCCGGCUGCCCUGCCACCUUGCUCUCAGACUAGCACUGGAAAGUUCCUCGCGUGUCGACGCCAUCGGCAAACUAGGAAAAGUAGGUGUUGCAUCGGCAUGCCAUAUCACCAUUGCCGACUACACAGGUGGUACUGGUCUCGAGUGCUCGUCUAUGGAUAUAGCAUGGCUCAACAUGGGCGAUUUCAUGGAGAGCAGACCAGAUAUCAUCACUCAUACAAACCACUUCGUACACAACCACAAGAACGGCUUGAAGUCCGUGAUGUUCAUGCCUGACAGCGAGGCCCGUCUGGCCAGGCUAAGAGAACUGCUGGCCCAGAGCGGGCCCAAGCCAGAGUUUGAGAGGAUAGAAGAAAUCCUGAAGGACGAGAAGGGAUACCCGACCUCCAUAUGCCGACAGGCAAAAGGUGAAAAUACAACGUCCACGUUGUUUAGCAUUAUCAUGAACCUUAGGCAGUUGAAGGCCACUGUGAUUGUUGGAAGGCCUGUUGACCCUCAAGGGGUUCUUGAGUUGAAGCCUUGA
Trichophyton verrucosum HKI 0517 is the source of this 1110-nucleotide messenger RNA. Its product is annotated as acyl-CoA:6-aminopenicillanic-acid- acyltransferase, putative. Bases 1 to 1110 code for a protein of 369 amino acids. NCBI's taxonomy places the organism in Eukaryota, Fungi, Ascomycota, Eurotiomycetes, Onygenales, Arthrodermataceae. The record is from RefSeq and is a predicted model, not a curated record. The transcript has 4 exons.